GACAUGGGCAAUCCUCGGACACACCCUCUCCAUGCGUGGCUCCAGACCCCAGCGGAGUGAGUUUGUGACGACUUAUAAUAUAGAUACUUUGAAAUUUUGUCAGCAUUUUGGCGCCCUUAAGGGGACUUAUUGUUCCUGGGGUAGGUCUGGCAUGAUUCCAUAAUGUGUAUACCUGUAAAAUCAAUACACAAUUACGGGCACCUACAACCGUCCCUAGAUUACACACAGAUUUAACCCACCUUACCGUACGUACGUAUAUAUACACACAGUACGUGUUGAAAUAGUAAUGUAGUUUCUACAAUUGUAAUUACCUUCAAUUAACCAUUGGACAUUCCAUUGUCAGUUUUACCCGGGAUUGUUAAUGCACGUAAGCGCCUCGACAGCCAAAUUGUUUCUAAUAAGAUCUGUAUUUAAUAUCUUUCUACGUUUGGGAUUCAUUGACGAACUGGAGUUAAGAAACCUUUGGAAGCCCCAUAUCUUGCGAUGUAUGCGUCCUCAAACGUGAAGACGUGGUACGUUGCAUGAAUUGUUCUGUAUUUUUGGAUUUCAACAGCCAACGUUGAACUCUGUAUUGAAGGGAGUGCUGUUUACGUGUAACCGUUUUCCUGGAAUUUAGCAAAAUAUGCGUCCAUAUUAAUCAGCUGCAAGUUCAAGAAGGAACCACUUAAGAAGAAGAAGAAUGGAAUCAUUGAUAUUGGAAGACUUAUCGGAUAAAAAUGCAAGAAAUAAUGGUCUAGAUCGGCAGGAUGAACUGAAGGAGCACUUACGAAAGUUAGGGUUUUACCGGGAACCACCUACACCGGAACUGCUUAGAGAGGCACAGGAAGUCUACCACAAACUAAAAUGGCAACCACCGGAAGACGAAUAUGGCAGUCCUCUCCCGUGUCCCCCCAUCAUAUCAAAAGAAGCGCUAAUGGACGAGGACAUUUUGGACGAGCUAGAUACGCAUGCGCUCGAGACUCCGUCGAGCUACCUUACCCACCGCAUUGCGUUAUUGGUGGAAUUCUUAAUCCGCCCAGCCGAGACAGAUGUGGAGAAGGCAAGAGUCCUCACAAGGUGGCUUGCUCGGUGUUUAGACGACGACUACAUCAGAGACCUUCCGAGGUCUACCUGGAGUCACGCGGAAUCCACAGCCAUGUACCUAUGGAAACUACGAAGACGUGAAAUAGAUUAUGAUGAACUUUUUCAUGUUCUUUGCAAACACGCUGGACUGAAAUGCUUCGCUGUGUCGGGAUGUGUCCGCAACACGAUCAAGUAUGAGGUAGGGGACGAUUUCAGAGAGCAGAAGAAGACAUGGACAGUUGUGCUUCUGGACGGUCAAUGGCGAGUGAUGGACGUCCGUUGGAUUUGCGAGGCGGCAUAUGGCGUUCUUAAGAACAACUGGCGACUCAUAGAGGAUGAGAAUGGCAAAGUCAGUCAGCGCCGAGCCAUGCGUGAAAACAGAGGAUCAUUCAAGACACACGUGCGUUUCCGGGAUUACUAUUUCCUGACGGAACCGGAAAUGUUUAUCUACGACCAUUUUCCAGACGAUGAGAAAUUCCAGUUGUUGGCACGACCAAUGUCAUACGAAGAAGCCAGAGAUGCAGCAUCUUUGAGAUCAGACUUUUUUAGGCACGAUCUUUAUCUAAGAUCACAUCCAAAGAACAGGGUCCAUUGCCCAGACGGGACUGUCACGUUUGUACUAGGGAUGAAAAAGAAGAAAAGCAUGGCGUUUGUCUAUAAAUUGUACAGGUCCAAGGGGAGCCGAGAGGUGACUGCGUCUUCUCGAAACACAUUGGAUAGAUACGUGUUCCUGGAACGCGACAUGGAAGAAGGUGAUAUUAGGGCAACAAUCAGGUGUCCGGCCGAGGGUCAGUAUCUGUUUGAGUUACACGGAAGCGAAACAAACGAAACACACCAUGCUCUGUUGGUGACUUACAUCAUAGAAUGUACCGGGAUAUCCGCAAGUUGUAGACCGCUACCGCCGAAUAUGAGACAGGAGUGGGGACCAGGUGAGGACACCAAGGACAUGGGUAUGACCGCUGUCACACACAAGAAAGGUGAAGUGGAAGCUGAAGACGGAGAUGCAGAAAUAAAAUUCACAUUGCAAAAAGACCUCGAAUUCCGUCACGAUCUCAUUCGAGGAGAGAAAGAUGAACCAGUUUCUAGCCGACAUAUCAUGCAUUCAAUAGAAAACGGGAAGAUGGCAAUCAAUCUGAGACUGCCUGAGCCCGGCGAGUACUCCUUGAAUGUCCUUGCGAAAGAAAGACACAAGAAAACCAGGUUUGCACCCGCAUGUAGUUACCUUGUAAGCUGUCAGGACGAACCUAUACAAACGAAGCCUUUUCCUGACAUUGAGGAGGGCAAUCAUCUCGGACCGAAUGAAGACUUCCGAAAACUGGGCUUUUCGGAGGAUGACCCAUGGCCGUCGUACAUCAGUAACCUUGUGACAGGAGAGUUCCGAAUGCACAUAAAAAGACCUCCGGGUGUCUACGUGUUCGCCACACUUAUGUUUGAGGAAGGUUUGAAGAAGGAAGCUUACGAUAAUUACGUCAUGUGUGACACACAAGAUGACACCGUUACCAUCACAAGCAUCUUUCCUAAGCAUGGAUCAUACAAACUCACAGUGUUUGCACGACCGCCAAAUAUCAGUAGCACUGAAGGGAUCCCUAUUUACGUAAAAAUCAUUGACGUUGUUCUCCCGACACUAACUGGAAUGCCGUCCCCCAUCCAGACGCCGUCACCAGAAUGGUGUCUGGGCUACAGACUGAAGGCGCCGCGUACUUUCUAUCUCUUGGCACACGAGGUGCACAAAGUAUCCUUGGCCAUGCCCGAGGCCCGAAUAAUCUCAGUGAAGGACCAUUCAGAAUGUAAACUGAAGCAGACAGAUGGGCAAUUCUGGGAAGGAUACGUCCGGACGGGGACGCCCGGAAGUGUGGUGGAGAUCCUGGCCAUAGGUCGUACGGGUGAUGUCCCAUUCAGAGUUUUCACAUACGAAGUCGUGUCAAAAGAGGAUUCUCUACAAAUUGAGAUGAAGCAGGAGCAGCUCUUCCAGAAGGCAUUGGAUGAGCUACGAGCACUUGAGGACGAAAAACAAAUGCGGUUGACCCAACGUUUGAUGCAGGCUAUCAAGCAGAGAGAUCGGACAAAGGUUCACAAAUGGGUGACACGAAUGAGAGAAAUCAACGCGGAGAAAAUGGCGGCUGAAAUUGCAAAUGGCGAAGCUGUGUUGAGGGAACUGGAAAUUGAGGAGAAACGUAUGAUAUGUCGAAAGGAGUUACGAAGAGCCACACGCGCUUGUGAAGGAUUAGCUUUAGAGGCAGCUCUAGAGAAGUGCCGAGCACUACGGUUGGAGGAGGAAGAUGGUGACCUUACUUCCGCAAGGGACAUUCUCACCAACAUGCUUGGAAGACCAGUCCCAAAACACGAAGUCAUUGAGCCUGAGAUAGCCGAGCCUCUUAACAGAAGUCGGGAAACAUUCCAGCAGACAGCAGAUCAGAUUGAUACAGGAAAUAGAAGCUUUGAUGCAGGAAACAAAAGCUUUGAUGCAGGAAAUAGAAGCUUUGACGCGGGAAACAGAAGUUUUGAUAGAGGCAACAGGAGUUUUGACACGGGAAACAGGAGUCUUAACGAUACCGCCCCGAUACAUCUGGUGAGCAAAAACAAAGGCCUCCACAUAUAUGUGGUGCAGGAUGACCAACUUCCGGUUCCGGACUUCUCGUCAGUUGCCAACGACAUUCAUGAGAGUCAGGAGGAAGACAAAACAGUCGAGGAGAAAGAAGAGAACGAAGCCAAUGAAAAGAAUAGUGAGCUAGGUUUUGACCAAGAUGAUUCCACUGUUGAACAAUCAAAUACAAUAGAAUUUGCAUCACCGCAUGUAUUAAAUACAACAAGAGACGCUUGCCUCCAGACAGAUGACUCAAAUUCACGACCGGAACCAGUACAGCUAAAAAGUUCUGGCGGAGUUCACAUAUACAUCUCUCAAACAGAGCAGGUUCCACAUCUAGACUUUAACACAGUAGUCAAUCUAGAUCGUUCCCUAGGACGAGAUAGUGGUAUGCAGACCCUUCGUGACGAUAGUGGAUUGCAUUUUGCACCAGAAACAUCCACUCCCCGGGAGCCGCUGGACCGUGCGACCAGUACACCCAAGAAAGGUAACUCCUUCAUACAGUCCGCCCCCACCAGAAUAUCGGUGCCGAGUAUGUAUAGUUCUAUCAAUAACGGGGAUGAUGACGAAAACAGUCCAAGGGAGGGCGACGCCGAACAAAGUUUCAGGGCAGCAGAGGACGCUCUCAACGAGUUAGAGUUGGAGGAGAACAUGAACAAAGUGAAAAGUAUGGUGAGAGACAACAUGCGAUCAGCUAGCAGAUUGACUGAGACGGAGACGCUACAGGAGGCCAUCAAUGACUUCAAACGCAUGAAGCUACAAGAAGAGGGAGGCGAUCUCUCGUUUGCUGAGGAUCAAUUCGAAAUCAUGUCGUGUGCCAAAGAAGCCUAUAAAAGACACCGGUCUUGGCGGUCACGGACGAUGGACGUAUUCAAACAUUACUGGAAAGUGAUGAAAGACAAAUCUGCGCAUGUGGACGAGACACUUAAUGAAGACAUUGAUCACGAAAUACAGAGGCUGCGUAUCAUUAAUACUAUGUGCAGGAAGAUGGCCAAGGCAGCAAAGAGCAUCGGACGCAACUGGGAGGCUCUCAUUGAAAGCGAACAGAGUUUCAACGAGAUCCUCAGCGAACAACCGGAAGUCAACAAAAGUCUGGGCGAGGAUCUCGGUAACACAACACUACUUCAGCACGAAAUGAUUGGCGUCGAAACCGAAAUGAAAACUGCUUUCGACGAUCUGGCAGGAUCACUAGACCAGAUGUGUGCAUCCAUGAUUGGAAAAGCAGAGAUUUCAGCUAGGGAACUGGAAGCGGCAAGGAUGGACAUGGAACGGGAGACAUUGCUGAUCGCAAGAUCUGAUCGCGAGAGGGCGCGGUCUCGUUCACCAGGACGACACACGAGAGCAACCUCAGCUUCUCCGUCACGUGCCGGAAGUACCAGAAGCCGUGCCAAAGAACUCGCCAUAAAAACGUCCUUCUACGCGCUUCGCACGAAUAUCCUGGAAGAAAUCAGCAAGGGAAACGAACAAGUGGAGGAAGAAAUCCGACAGAAGCUUGCUGAGCUACAGAGACACAUGGCGGAAUUUCAUGGUGGCAACAAUUCCUCCAGAAACGAUUCCCUGAAUGAAAUAUUUACUUCAUGGAGCGCAAAGUUGCAGUAGAAAAUCGAACAUACUUAAUGACCCCGUAAGUGGGUAUUCUAAUCCGUCCAUUAUUGUUGUUUGACAUUAAGCGAAAAAGAAAACUUUGUUUUGAGUGAAAUAACACUAACUGUUCGCAAACUGAUGGUUAUUUAAUUAGAGCGUGCUUGUCCUACAUAACCAAGUAUAACGUAGUUAAUUCAUGUUUGUGAUAGGAUGAGGACUGAUGGAUCGUUGUAGAUGACGAUGCGGACCGUUUUUCGAGUUUAUGGUUUCUUGUUAUUUAGCAGUUUCUGUUGCAGAUAUCAUCCAACUUGAAAUUGGCUUUCUAAAACAAAUUCAAGAAAAACGUUUAUGUGAAACCUUCACCAGAAAACAAUUUAAGAGAAUAUGUCCAUGUUCGUAACCCCACAUCCUUCAGUUGUCAAACAUAUCUAAUGAAAUUCUUCACGUCAACGGGAGAUAACUCCUUCGAAUUUUACUAGCUACCACUAUUUUUCAAUUCAUUAUUACAGCUUUAUAUUAUCGUCUGAUCUCCUGAAUUAUUCCUAUAGAGGCAGCUAAUAAAUAAAUAGCAUCAGGUGAUUUCUAUCGUUGUCUGCCUUCGAUGUGUGACAAAUAGAAUAUUCCCCUAACUUGAGGGUGUGACAGAGAAAUCUCCGACCCGAGGGGUGAUUUUUGUUGUUGUCUAAC
This is a messenger RNA of Mizuhopecten yessoensis (Yesso scallop), 5917 nucleotides long. RefSeq lists its product as uncharacterized. Bases 680 to 5245 code for a protein of 1521 amino acids. The record is from RefSeq and is a predicted model, not a curated record. The transcript is spliced from 17 exons. Lineage: Eukaryota; Metazoa; Mollusca; Bivalvia; Pectinida; Pectinidae.